Nerophis ophidion (straightnose pipefish) is the source of this 4958-nucleotide messenger RNA. It is a transcript of the gene gja5a, whose product is annotated as gap junction protein, alpha 5a. Gene Ontology annotation, biological process: cell communication. The transcript is spliced from 2 exons. The coding region runs from base 356 to 1486 and encodes 376 amino acids. Lineage: Eukaryota; Metazoa; Chordata; Actinopteri; Syngnathiformes; Syngnathidae. Gene Ontology annotation, cellular component: connexin complex. The record is from RefSeq and is a predicted model, not a curated record.
CCUGGCCAUCCCAGCAAACAAUUCCUCUCUUAUAAGUAGUAAAGAAAAUAGGGCACCAGGGAUGUAAGAAGAAUGGGUGUCGAGGUGGUGUGGUGGUGGGAGGUUCGAGGAAGAGGAGGAGAGAAAGAAAGGCAGGCCUUGUUGAUGGGUGUGUUCACUUGUGAUGCCCCCUUGCUUUUCUUUUCAUGCCCCCCCAUGUGAGGAGGAAGAGUUUGGUUCUGGGACUGUCGCAAAAGCUCAAGAGGAAGAAGAGGGAACUUCUAGUGGACUUAAGGCGGUUCUAAAUAAGCAAAGAGGGCUCACCUGCCCCCUACUGUGUCUCAGGUGUGCUGCCCCACCCCCGCCCUAAAGCAUCAUGGGCGACUGGAGUCUCUUGGGGAACGUCCUGGAGGAGGUUCAGGAGCAUUCCACCUCGGUGGGGAAGGUCUGGCUCACCGUGCUCUUCAUCUUCCGCAUCCUAGUGCUGGGCACGGCGGCCGAGUCGUCCUGGGGGGACGAGCAGAGCGACUUCCUGUGCGACACGCAGCAGCCCGGCUGCACCAACGUGUGCUACGACAGCGCCUUCCCCAUCGCCCACAUCCGCUACUGGGUGCUGCAGAUAGUCUUCGUCUCCACGCCGUCGCUCAUCUACAUGGGCCACGCCGUGCACACGGUACGCAGUGAGGAGAAGCGGCGGCGGCGGGAGCAGGAGGAGAGGGAGGCCCGUGCGGAGGGCGGCGGGGCGGACCUGGAGGCGGAGAAGGAGUACCUGCAGCAGGGGGGGAUGUCGGAAAGGCCGAGCCGCGUCCGCCUCAAAGGAGCUCUGCUGCAAACCUACGUCCUCAGCAUCCUCAUCCGCACCGCCAUGGAAGUCAUCUUCACCGUCAUCCAGUACUUGAUUUACGGCGUCUUCCUCAAGGCGCUCUACCUGUGCACGUCGUGGCCGUGCCCCAACCCGGUCAACUGCUACAUGUCCCGCCCUACGGAGAAGAACAUCUUCAUCGUCUUCAUGCUGGUGGUGGCCGCCGUGUCUUUGGCGCUAUCUGUGCUGGAGCUCUACUACCUGGGCUGGAAGAGCGUGAGGUCGAGCAUCCGGCGAAAAAGGGCGCAACACGCCGUGGACGCCGCCUUGGAGCACAACAGCCUGCCUCCGCCCUCGGACCCUCCCACGCCUCCCCCUGACUUCAUCCGCUGCGCCAUCACCUCCUCCAUGACCCCCAUGGCGUCCAUGACCUCCAUGGCCUCGCACCCCUUCAGCAACAGGGUGGCGCUGCAGCAGAACUCGGCCAACCUGGCCACCGAGCGCCACCACAGCCGCGACAACCUGGAGGACGACCGGGACUUCCUGGUGAGGUACCAGCAGGCGCCCGAGGAGCUCCCCAACCACAACAACAACUUCCACCCGCUGCCCGCGCUGCAUUCAGGGUACACCAGGGACAAACGACGUCUGAGCAAGACGAGCGGAAGCAGCGGAAGUCGGGCUCGUCAAGACGACCUGGCCGUUUAACAAAGUGGCCCAAAAAGAUGGACCAUCCGAUAGUUAUGAACUCCUUGACCACCUUUGGGGACCUUUUUUUUUUUACCCCCAAAACUGACUCAAGAACUACAGAGAACAGGGUAGCAGGUGGGAUUCUUCACUAUUGCACAUUUUGGAAUAUGAAACGCCGAUAAAAAGGCGAGAAUGACCUAAAAAAGUGGACAUGUGUUCACUUAAAGGGGUCAUGACUUUUUUCUACAUUUAAAAAACUUCCUUGAGGUCUACAUAACAUGUAAUGGUGGUUCUUUUUAUCAAAAUUUUGCAUUGUUUUCGUUUUACAGACCAUUUUCCAAGACCCAUUCUGACCGUCUCUUCAUAAUAACGUGCCUCCACUGUGACUGCUUUUUCUCCUCGCCAUUUUUGUUGUCGUUUUUAGCACUUCCAUAUGGAGUUUACUGACUGAUAUAAGUUCAAACUAUGCACUACUUUAUACUAGAAAUGGCAACGUAGGAGGAUGCAUUUGCUUGUAUGAGCCAGUCUGCCCCACAACAAGAGGAUAGAAAAAGAGAAGGAGCGAAUUGACUACAGCAUCGGACUACAAUGGCGGACUCGCGCAGAGCUCUUCGAGUAAGUCUCUACUGAAGACGGAGAUCUCCUCUGACGUCACACUUGGGAAAAACGUCACAAAUUGGGCAAAUUGCAAACAGCUCGUUUGGAGGAAGUAUACGGAACAAAAAUAUAAAACGCAACACUUUUACUAUUGCUCCCAAUUUUCAUGAGACGUAAAACGUGUACGACAUACCGUUUGGACACAUCUUCUCAUUCAAUGGGUUUUCUUUAUUUUCAUGACUAUUUGCAUUGCAGAUUGUCACUGAAGGCAUCAAAACUAUGAAUGAACACAUCCGGAGUUAUGUACUUAACAAAAACUAAUUAAAUAUCUGAAAUCAUGUUUUAUAUUCUAGUUUCUUCAAAAUGACCAUUUACUCUAAUUACUGUUUUGCACACUCUUGGCAUUCUCUUGUUGAGCUUCGAGAGGUAGUCAACUGAAAGGGUUUUCACUUCACAGGUGCCAUAGUUUUGAUGUCUUCAGUGGAUAUUCCUUCCAAAUAUUGUUCAUCAAAUCUGUCUAACUCAGCGUUAGUGAGCAUUUUAUUGGCCAAGAUAAUCCAUCCACCUCACAGGUGUGGCAUAUCAAGAUGCUGAUUAAACAGCAUGAUUAUUUCACAGAUGUGCACAAUAAAAGGCCACUCUGAAAGGAGCCGUUUAUAUUUUGUCAAUUGUUUGCUUUAUGCAAACCAACUGUUGCAGCAACUGUCUGGGUGGCUGGUCUCAGACGAUCAUUAAGGAGCACCUGCUGGAUGUGGAGAUCCUGGGCUGGUGUCGUUUACAUGUGGUCUGCUGUUGUGAGGCCGGUUGGAUGUACUGCCAAAUUAUCUGAAACGCCUUUGGAGAUGGCGAACGGUAGAGAAAUGAACAUUCAAUCCACGGGCAACAGCUUUAGUGGACAUUCCUGCAGUCAGCAUGACAACUGCACACUCCCAUAAAACUUUGGGAUAUCUGUGGCAUUGUGCUGUCUGAUAAAACUGAACAUUUCAGAGUGGCCCCUUUAUUGUGUGCAGCCUAAGAUACAACUGUGCAAUAAUUAUGCUGUUUAAUUAGCAUCUUUAUAUGCCACACCUGUGACAUGGGAUGGAUUAUCUUGGCCGAGAAUAAGUGCUCAUUAACACAGAUUUAGACCGAUUUGUGAAUAUUUGAGAAUAGGUAUUUUGUGUAUACUACAAGCGCUUUAGAUCUUUGAGUUCAAGUCAUGGGCAGCACGGUGGAAGAGGGAUUAGUGUGUCUGCCUCACAUUACGAAGGUCCUGAGUAGUCCUGGGUUCAAUCCGGGCUCGGGAUCUUUCAGUUUAGAGCAGUGGUUCUUAACCUGGGUUCGAUCGAACCCUAGGGGUUCGGCGAGUUGGCCUCAGGGGUUCGGCACUCACCCAACUCAUCGUGUAAAUAAAAACUUCUCCCUAUCUGCAUUUUAUAGUAUGGCCGUUGCUUCCUACCGGUCUCACUGACAUACACUUCACAGCAGCCAAGCGUGCAGUUUUUAACAACAUUUUUAAUGCUCAUAGAUUUUCUCAAAGUCAUUCUCCCGCAGAACGUGACUUUUCAGUCACGUCCGUAUCCUCUCUCGGCCGCUCACUGUCGGCUGUGUCUCGCCGUCAGCACAUGCCCCACCUUCAUGCGAUUGUGCUCGUCCUCCGCACCAUAGACAGAGGCGGUGACCUUUGCUUCUGCAGGCGGGCUGGCCACACCUCCCUCCACAUACGGAUACCUCCAAACAAUGUUCCCUCUAAUUUUCCAUAUGCGUGAGCAAAUGCAAAAACUACUUGAGCAUUCAGUGGAGGACAUGUGAGCGACGUCAGAUGGGCACACUGCGGCCACACCAGCAGCACACUUGUGCAGCAUACCAAGUUAAGUGUUUUUAUUAUUAUAAUCAAAUGACAGCAGUCAUUUUAAUGGGAUUUUUUUCUUAUAUAACUUUUUUUUUUCAUUAGCUGUGUACUUGUAUUGUAUAUCUGGGUGGGGUUCCUGCUUUGGAAAUAAUUUGUACCCCUUUCCGAUAGUUCCCACUAAACAUUCACAUGUUGCACAAUGAGAUGUAAACAUGGGAUCAUGUGCACCAAUCCUGUAACUUUCUGUUCGUAAAAUAUACCUUUAUUAGUAUGUCUUUAAUAUAGUAACAUCAUUUCAUGAUCAAUAUUUAUAAAUCGAGAAAGAAUUAAGAAAAAAAACAUUUAUUUUUCACUAAAGAAGAGUUCCGUGAAUGCGCAUAUGAAACUGGCGGGGUUCGUUACCUCUAACAAGGUUAAGAACCACUGGUUUAGAGUUUGUAUGUCCUCCCCGUGACUGCGUGGGUUCCCUCCGGGUUUCGGCUUCCUCCCACUUCCAAAGACAGGCACCUGGGGAUAGGUUGAUUGGCAACACUAUAUUGGCCCUAGUGUGUGAAUGUGAGUGUGAAUGUUGUCUGUGGCCCUGCGAUGAGGUGGCAACUUGUCCAGGGUGUACGCCGCCUUCCGCCCGAUUGUAGCUGAGAUAGGCACCAGCGCCCCCCUGCGACCCCAAAGGGAAUAAGCGGUAGAAAAUGGAUGGAGUUCAAGUCAUGAAAAAUGGGAGCAAAAGCAAAAAGUGUUGGGUUGAUAUUUUUGUUCUGGUAUGAAGGAAGGCAAGAUUGUUUUAUAGAACAUUUCCGCCAUGCCUCCAUUUUUUUAUUUUAAAUUUUUUGCACUUAUGCAGAUCCCAAAUACACAAAAACAGACACAAACAGGUUAAAAUAAAGUUGUUUAUGCAUAAUAGGUGCACUUUAAAUAAUGUGCUGUGAAGGUGGCCUUGGAUCACAGUGAAUCCAGUGCCUUAAUGAGUCACAGGAUUAAACAUAUGUUAUGAAGAAAAGCCAUCCAAGUACAAAAAUGUGUGUGAAAAAAAAAAGAUACAUUAGUACCAGUAGUUUGAAAUAU